Betta splendens (Siamese fighting fish) is the source of this 6703-nucleotide messenger RNA. Its product is annotated as phosphatidylinositol-binding clathrin assembly protein-like. The transcript is spliced from 19 exons. The record is from RefSeq and is a predicted model, not a curated record. The coding region runs from base 792 to 2522 and encodes 576 amino acids. Lineage: Eukaryota; Metazoa; Chordata; Actinopteri; Anabantiformes; Osphronemidae. Gene Ontology annotation, cellular component: synaptic vesicle; clathrin-coated pit; extrinsic component of presynaptic endocytic zone membrane. Gene Ontology annotation, molecular function: phosphatidylinositol-4,5-bisphosphate binding; SNARE binding; clathrin heavy chain binding. Gene Ontology annotation, biological process: clathrin-dependent endocytosis; clathrin coat assembly; synaptic vesicle budding from presynaptic endocytic zone membrane.
CACGCGUUUGACUGACGAAAAAAAAAGGGAAUUGGCCUAUCGGCAACCUCAACACAGACGUACACCCUUUUGUAAGGAGAUUAAAAGAGACUGGGGAGAGAAUCACAGCGGCUGAUGUUACAGAUGCGGCCAGCGCGUGGUGCUGUGGGCAGCGGACAGUCUGCGCGCGGAUCCCUGCAUUGAUUCGGAGGAGACGCCGGGCAGAGACGAGCGUAGACGCGGCGGCCUGUUCUGUCGCGGCUCAAAUAUUAAUCUCCAGUAACAGGGGGCGUGAUCGUGCUCGCCGCCACCGCCGGCGCAUUUCGGAUUCACCUCUCGUGCGGGCGCAUUCCGCCGGCGUCGCAGCGGCUCCUUCAGGGACAUCCGCGUCGCAGCUCGCUGUAAACGAUCUCACGUUACUGGCUCAUUCAUGCGCUUUUGAUACGGCUCGCCGCGGCUUUUUCGGCGUUAAAGGCCACAGGUCGGGUUUGAUUUCCGCAGCCGGCGCCUUCGACUGAAUAAUAAAAGGUUCCCUGGAUGUGAGCGUUUUAUGUCGUAUUUGGCCGCCGCAUGAAUUCUGCCAGCGGAUCCUCGUCGGUGAACGCUUCUGCCCUCCUCCUCCUCCUCCUCCUCCUCCUCCUCCUCCUCAGACGGCCGAUCCUCGCAGAGGGCACUACCCUCCUCCCCGCCGCUAAAGACAUUUUGAUCGUCCACCCCGGUUCCCCCCACCCGGACUCGACCAUCACUCCGCCUGCCUCCUCAUCCACCGCCACCGCCACCUCCUCCUCCUCCUCCUCCUUCUUCAUCGUAACAUGUCGGGACAGUCUUUGACGGACCGGAUCGCCGCCGCGCAGCACAGCAUGACCGGGUCUGCCAUCAGCAAAGCCGUGUGCAAGGCCACGACGCAUGAAGUCAGCGGACCCAAGAAGAAACACCUUGACUACCUGAUCCACUGCACCAAUGAGCUGAACGUCAGCAUCCCCCACCUGGCAGACACGCUGCUGGAGCGCACGGCCAGCAACAGCUGGAUCGUGGUCUUUAAAGCGCUCAUCACCACGCACCACCUCGUGAUGUACGGCAACGAGAGACUGAUGCAGUAUCUUGCCUCCAGAAACACGCUCUUCAACCUCAACAACUUUCUGGAUAAGGCUGCACUACAAGGAUACAACAUGUCCACCUUCAUCAGACGCUACAGCCGCUACCUGAAUGAGAAGGCCAUGUCUUACAGGCUAGCAGCGGUGGACUUCACCAAGAUGAAGAGAGGGGCCGACGGCGUGAUGCGCACCAUGAACACGGAGAAGCUGAUCAAGACCCUGCCCAUCAUCCAGAACCAGCUGGACGCGCUGCUGGACUUCCAGCCCAACUCCAACGAGCUGACCAACGGCGUGAUCAACACGGCGUUCAUGCUGCUCUUCAAGGACUCCAUACGGCUGUUCGCCGCGUACAACGAGGGCGUCAUCAACAUGCUGGAGAAAUACUUUGACAUGAAGAAGAACCAGUGCAAAGAAGCUCUGGAGAUCUACAAGACGUUCCUCAACCGGAUGACCAAGCUGUCCGAGUUCCUCAAAGUGGCCGAGCGAGUUGGGAUAGAUCAGGGCGACAGCCCCGAUCUCACACAGGCUCCCAGUUCUCUCCUGGAGGCUCUGGAGCAGCAUCUAGCCUCCCUGGAGGGCAGGAAGCUCAAGGACUUCUCCACCACCAGCAGAUCCAGCACCUUGUCCAGUGCCGUGUCCUCCCUCUCCAGCACUGGGAUCUCUCUCAGCCGUAUGGACGACAAGACAGAUGACAACAGACUGCAGCAGCACAAGGAGGACGCUCACAAGGUGAACGACAUCCAGACGCCGAAUGUGUCGCCCAGCGCCCAGUCGGUGGCCAGUGCCAACAGCAGCGGAGGGGCCACAGACCUGUUCUCCAACUCGCCCAUAGUCCCCGUCAGCAACCACGUGCCAAACCUGAGCAGUGAGCUGUUCACCCUGCAGCCCAGCUUCACCCCCAUCCAGACCACACACACUGUGCCCCACAACAACAACGCCUGGGGAGGUGACCUGCUGAAGCCGGCCCUGCCCGCUCAGAUCCAUAGCCCAGGAGCCCAGUUGCACUCUGGGAAAAUGCUGCCCAACGACCUGGACUCUUCAUUAGCCAGCCUUGUUGGUAACUUGCAGUUUGGGGGAACGCCAGCGAAAAAGCCUGAGCUCCAGUGGAGUCAUCUUGUGGAGAAGAAGCCAACGGGAGGAAGUGGCUGGCAGUCAAAGACCAUGUGCACCAGCACCAACUGGACCCACACCACUCAUCCCAUGGCUCCUGCCCCCAUGCCCGUCCCACAGAUGAACGGGAUGAUCUAUACUGGCUAUGCUCCAGCACCAGUGGCUUUUCCUAUGACAACACCCCAAGUGCCUGUGUACGGAAUGCUCCCUCCUCAGAUGACUCAUCAGAUGGGGGGUGUUCCCAUGAUGCCCCCGCAGCCUGUCAUGUACAACCAGCCAGUCCUGAGACCCAACAAUCCCUUUGGACCUAUCCCGGGGACACAGAUGCACUUCAUGUAGGGAUGAUGUAACCAUGGCAGCAAAGCCGAGAGAGAGGGAGAGAGAGAGGGAGAGAGAGAGGUGAAGAGAAGACGAGAGGAACGAGUCGAAGGAAACAAGUCCAGAAGCGAAUCCAGUGCAGAAGGAAGAAAGACGAGGACGGAGGAGAAAAGGGAGGGGAGAGGACGGAGGAGGACCAGAGGAGGGAGAAAAGAUUAAAUGCCCAUGUCUGUUCCGCGUGGCCUGACCCUCUAAUCUCCUCUCCUCUCUCCACGCGGCGGCUGAUCCCUCUGUCUUUGAAUCUAUAGCGCUGGGGCACCAGAGGCUCUGCAUCAAUCCCACUCAUCCUCUGUUUGAUUUGCCAAUUCAGACGGCCAUUACUGACACCUCCACGCGAAGGUGCAUAAUCUCCGCUGCCACCGGGUGACCUCCUCCUCCUCCUCCUCCUCCUCCUCCUCCUCCUCCUCCACGACGCCCGCUGCCCGCUCCACCUCCACGGCCGAAUCAAACUCGGAGGACACGUGUCUCUUUUCUCUGAUUGGAUUGUCUGCUGGCACUUUACUCCGUGUGAACUUUGCCAAGGGUGUGUGUCGUUGUAGGUGAUUCUAGCGUCUUGUCCAGAUUGGUUCCCGGUUGCGUGUCAUCCAUCACCUGAUGUCAGCAGUAAUCAACCUGAAUGCGUGUGUGUGUGAGAUCCUUUUUUCUACAUUUCAGUGUGCUGCAUCAACAAUACUGUUUGAGUCCUUUAUGGACUCCAUUUGUUCUUAAUUGCCAAUUUCAGAUAGAGAAUCCGGUGUGGAACAAUAAUUUGCAGGCAGGAGUGUGUGUGUGUGCGUGUGUGCGUGUGUGUGUGUGUGUGUGUGUGUGUGAUGACGUAGCUGUGUACUGUAUGCGUCUCUCUUUUGGUACCUGAUGUCAUUACUGUGUUGCCAGGUACCAAGGUGUCACUGCACUGGAACUACUGACGAAAGCACUGAGCCAGACCCAGGAGUUGCAUUUGGAUGUAAACAAAGCUCUCAGACCAUCUCUGCUCCGGGUCGUGCUGUACACACUGUAGUUCGCUCCCUUAUCCUUCUCUACAGCUGUGCAAUAUCAUGCGACCUUGUGACUGUCUAUCACCGUGGUUACGUUACGUUUUCACCUUGUUUUCAGAACUGGUUCUGUUAAACCCACACUGCUCUACAUGUAGGGAAACUGCACCCAGAGCCACAGAAAGAGGGAACUGGAAACCAGUCAGUAGAUGAUGACAACUCCCAACUGUACAACGUCCUCACUGUCCUGAACAUUCGUCUUGUCCAAAAUUAGUCUCUGGUGAAGUGUUUUCCACCCCAGAAACACAAGAUAAGGGCGAUUACCAGCAGAUGUCUCACCUCCAUGCGGAGGAGCGUUGCUAGCGCGCAGACAGGUCCGGUAACGUAGUAUUAACAUUUGUGGACAGGACGGCUAAAGGUCAGUCUGAGGAGUGGAAUGAGGGCAGAGCAGCUGAGGGUAAUGUCUGCUGAGCGCUACCUUAAUGCCUGCAGGGGCAACGUCUAGAUUUGUUCAGACAGCUGGACGAGGGAGGCUUUAAUGAGACGUUAAAUGUUAAUGUGGCUCUUCUCGAAGAGCCAAGGUCACAGUCAGACCCACAGACAGACGAUAUAGACAUAUAUAGCACAAACCUUGAGAGGGGACUAUGCUCUGCUGCACAAAAACUAAAAUCAUUGCUGGGAUGUACAGUCGAAAGGGGCAAUAAUCGGUUGGAAUGAAGCUGUUUUAUAUGGACUGUCUGUUCUAUGUACACGUACUGUAUGUGUGUUUGUGUGCACAAACCUUCCCACAGAGACGAACAGGGUUCACGCUCCUCAGUUAGAGAUGAAAGUCUCCCGCGCGCUGGCGGCGCGCGAUCACACAGCAGCGUUAGUGUGAUGGCGUCCCAGUCUGAACAACACGUCAGCGUAAGGUGGCUCUGCACUCGCGCGUCUGCUAAUAUUCAAAAACCACACAAAAAUAGAAAAAGGAAAAAAAAAGUCAUCAGACCUGGAAUCUCAAAGUGAAUCUGAGCCCAACACGUCCAACUCCAGCCGGUGGAAAAACUGUCAUUAUGAUUCUCCACACGGUCCCUCAGUACCUGCUGCUUGGACUCCACUCCUCGCAGAGACCACACACACUCCCCCCAGUUAGUCCUCGUCCUAGUGGUUCGUCUCUCUCCGUCAACCGAAUGCUCUUUUCAUUGUGCACUUCAUUCCCACAAUGCAGCUCGAUCCAUCCUGGGCCAAACUCUUGACUGUUACUGCGUCCUCUGUAUAUAAUUAAUGCCGUUCAUGUGGUUUUAGACGUGCUCUCUCUGUAAAGUGAUUGAAGCCCCAUUGGAUGACGUACUGUACGUGGGACAAUUUAUUGCUGUAUUUGUGUUUGAAUGGUUGUGUUUUGAAGGGACGGGUCGGGGUGGGCCGGGGCUGAUGUCUGUGCUGUUGUGUCCAUUUCAAUGAGGAGGGGGGUGAUGGGGUUCGGGGAGGGUCGAGGGUAAACUAUCACAACUGGUCUAUACCAAGAGUGUCUUCAUCGAGGGAGUGGACAGGACAGGGUCUGUCCUCUUCAAAACAGGAACAUUUUUUUUGCACCAAAGUCAUCAUCAAAGCGCAGCUUCUUCUUAUUCAAGGUCACUACGGAUGGAUGAUAUCAGAAUUCAAAAGGAUUUUUGUCAUAUUAUUUUUUAGAGACAAAGAAACUGUCUUUUUUUGCAUGAUUAAGUGUCGUCUUUUUAUUGGCUUGUGUGCCCGGUAAAAGCAUGACCAUUGUGUGAACUCUCACUUACCGGUGUGUUUGAAAAACGUUAAGGAAAUUUCUCCAUGAGAGUUUUUACUUACCUCUUGACAUGAACGUUCAUUGACAUUCAUAAUCAACUGUUUUACAAUGUACAGUCUGUAACUGUUUGAAGGCUGCCUCGCAUGCAGAGAUGCAAACUUGCAAGUAACCCAUAAACUUCAAACCCAGUUACCAUCACUGCGUCUUUGUAAAACACAGUGGAUGUCAAUGCCAGUUAACACCUAGCUAGCUAGACAUUGCAGUCUUGUAAAAUCGCUCUUUAUUAAAGCGUUGCUAUUUUCAAUACGUGUGUUUGAAUGUUCACUCCUUUUUCAUGCUAUGCCAGCAGCAUCAUGGGAGGUUGUGACUGAAAGUCAAAGUACUGUAAUACGUGUUUGGUCUGGUCCACAUGUGUGGUGUUUUAAUGUGUUGCCCAGUCUUGUCCUGUCUGUUGCCACAACUGGAUUUGUCAAUUCCAAGUCAUCAAUGAUUACACACGCUGGCUUCCUGAAACCAGGAUUAGACUCUCCAGGAGCUGUACCUUUACCGAGUAUACAAAGACAUUUAAAUUGCAAUGUUUUCAGCCCCACACAAAGCUGAACUGCAUCAAUCAUAUAUUUGUACUCAAUAUUCUUUACAGCAAUAGUUUUAAUUAUUAAAAAUAUAGUUUUUAUUUUCCUAUCCAAUAUAACAAAGACAGCACUUCUUCAUAAUUACAACAUUUAGUUUAGCAGCUAAAGUUGUUCUGUUUCUCAGACUCUGUUAAAACAGAGUUCCUCUCAUUCAGGUGUCCUUCCUCUUCCUUUAAUCUAGUAACAAAAGCAGAAAAGGGUUUCUUAAAAGUAUCUGCCCCAAACCAACAUUCAUAGCACACACACAAUAUUUCUACCUGCACUCUAACUUUACAGAAAGGACACUAGAAGGAACAUGUACUUGCAGUCCUGUAUUUUCCAAAACAGAUGACUCCCAAGGCCGUCAUCUACUGACACAGGUUUCCUUACAAAAACAGCACUAAGGAUACUUCAUGGACUAAUCUGGCAGGUGGAAACCAGAGUUGCAUGUUCUCAGAGCAGAAACUGCAUUUCCAUGUCUUUAUAUUGGUGGAAGGCGCAUGAUGUCUAUGCAGUUUCAAGCUCCACCCAUGUCCAUCUACACACAUUUUACAUGCAGUUUACAAGCUGUAUUCAUUCAGAACUCUAGCAUCCAUCUGUGAACUGUCAACAGUUGAGGGCAUGAAACUCAGUGAAAAGGUCUUGUUAGCUAUGAGUGAGGAUCUAUAUCUUCAAUUACUGCUCAUUGUUUUUUGUAUAGCAAAGUAAAUUAUUACCAGGUUUUGAUUGUUCUCAAAUUGUUUAUUUGAAAAGCAUAGGUUGAUGUUUUUGGAAGAAAUGGAAUAAAAUGUCAUCUGAUGCUAA